Messenger RNA from Lineus longissimus, 1994 nucleotides. Its product is annotated as NEDD8-conjugating enzyme UBE2F-like. The transcript has 7 exons. NCBI's taxonomy places the organism in Eukaryota, Metazoa, Nemertea, Pilidiophora, Heteronemertea, Lineidae. The record is from RefSeq and is a predicted model, not a curated record. The coding region runs from base 435 to 974 and encodes 179 amino acids.
CCAAAAUUUUGCUUUAUUUCGCAAGACAAAAACUCUUUUUCAUCACCAAUUUAGGCCGAAUCGCUGACUAUUAUUGUUCGAGUAGUGUUGUGAAAUAUCUAUCUGCUGAUAUUUCAUAGUUUUACCGUGUUUUAUGGUGUUAAAAGCUACUAAAACGCAAAAUGUUCCAGGGAAGUUUAGUCUUGAAUAGAUGCUCUCGAGCUCGACUCUGAGUCUGACACACACUCACUCACUGACUCAGUCACUGACUGUCGACUGACAUUGGCACAGCUCUGAUCCAGCUUUCCAAGGCCAGGCGCAAAACCCACCCAGGAAACGGAAGUGUAGGACAACCCUUCAGUCAUCGCGUUGCUAUUGAGCAGAUUAUCUCGAUUGGUCGAAGUUUGAUCAUACUCAUAGACCAAGCUGUUCAGUGUUCACAAAAUCUUUUCAACAUGAUAAACUUAUCUAAGCGUCUGAAGGAGCGUAAGACUGGUCCCGAUCAAGGUCCGCCGAAGAGAGCAUCUGUCAGAGAAAGGUUACUUGCCAAAGAGGUAAUGGAAAUGGGAAAGAGCCUUCCAAAAACAUGCCGCACUGAAUUCGAAGACCCAAACAAACUCCAUCAGUUCAUACUAAUAAUAUCCCCUGAUGAUGGUGAUUGGCAUGGAGGAAAAUACAAAUUUUUUAUAGACGUCCCUGAAGAGUAUAAUAUGGUUCCACCCAAAGUGCAAUGUAAAACAAAGAUAUGGCACCCUAAUAUUAACGAAGAUGGGGAAGUUUGCCUCAGCCUUCUACGACAAAAUUCUCUUGACAGUAUGGGCUGGGCUCCGACUCGAACACUGAAAGAUGUUAUUUGGGGAUUAAAUUCAUUAUUUACUGAUCUUUUAAAUUUCGAGGACCCAUUAAACGUUGAAGCUGCUGAACACCAUGAAAGGGACAAGCACGACUUCCAAAGGAAAGUUCAAGACUGGGUUCAAAAGUACGCAAAGAGAUAAAAGCUUGUACAGGACUCUCUAGGACAGUGUAUUUAUGAAGAAUUUUUAUGAUGUGUAUAGGACAUUUUGAUACCCACUUGGUGUUGUGCUUUGUUGAUAGCUGUGAAGUUCGGUGUUAGGUAGGCUUUGCCAAGGUUACAACUAUCACAGGAAGGACAGACUGGCCUGUAGACAAUGAUGUAUUUAUAAACACCGCUGAGUCUCCAGCAAAGGAUUGGGCUUUUCUUCCAAACUGAAGUUGUACUGCUUGGAGAUGUGACGUUCAUUCAGGUCAUUUUUACUCGUGGAAUCUACCACUUUUGAAGUGGUCCUUCAGUGACUUAGGAUUUGGGUCAUUCAAAAAUAUCAACGUGUAUCGCAGUCCGGACAAUAUUGGGAAGGGAAAAGGUGGAAAAUGUUUGAAAAAACUUUGAAAAGUCAAAUGGUGCCAGUGUAGGAUCACCACCCAUGUGAAUUUUUUUCGAGUUCGCUGUGCACUUGGAGGUGCUAUUCUCCAGAGAGUAUUUGUCCGAGACAAGAUGAACAUAUUUCUGUGGGAUCUGCUAUCCAUUUCUGCCGCCAUUCAUCAAGUACAUGGAAACCAUAUUUUGGUUAUGGGGCCUUUUUUUCUCACCGGUAAUUUUUUUAUUGGUGAUGGUUUCCUGAAAAAAUCUUUCUCCCUGGUUAUCAUUUUUGAGAGGAGCCCUGGAUCCAUUUUAUGUAAGCUUGUUCGCAUGUACAUAUAAUAAUGUAUUCUCUAUUUUACAAAAAAAUGGCACCGGAUGCAUAAGAAGCCUAAAAUGGUGGGAAAAUGUGUCAGUAUUUCACUUUAAAAGGCUCAUUCUUGGUCAUGAUUUUGGCAAAGGAAGUAUUGUCAGAAACUUUGGACUUUGAAUUUUCAGCCGAUAUACAGGUGUAACAUUUUGUUCAAGUAUUUCACCAGAAAUCAGAGUGCCAUUUUUCGUGAAAUGGGGUAUACUCUCCUACAACCUGAAUAAUAUGCAUUUUUUACAUGUACGUUUGUGAUAAUUCAAUAAAAGA